UCAAAAGGGUUUUUUUUAGAAAACGGAGUUAUGAACUGGAAUGCGAUAGCUACUUGCACAAGUAAAACUGAACUACGGGAUGAAAUCCAAAACCAGCUGACAAGCUUCAAGCCAUCCGAUUGUUUUUCCGAGCUCUGAAUAUUGCUUGUAAAUCAGAUGCAAGUUUUUUUUUCUCUGGUUGUAAACGGCAGUUCCUUUGGGCAUCUUACAAGUGAUUAGAAACUCGAUUUCCAAAAAUUGCUGAGGAAGCAAAGAAACAACAUACAUAGGAGGAUCGUCGGUCUGUGUGCUGUAUGAUCCCAUGUCCAGGUCAACUACAAAUUAAUUAUAAAGCAAACGACGAACUGAACUAAGAUUUUAACGACUCGAAAUAGAUCACAAUCGGGCUACUUUGAUAUCUGAGAAUUUGCCAAUAAGAUUGUGCACUGUGUCCUGUGCUGAAAGAAUGGGUGCAGAAACUGAAAAGGUGCAGCCUUGAGUCGACUCGCAGGGUGUGUUUGAAGAUGGUCAGUGUGUGAAUAGAAGAGUUUUUAUUUGCAAGUUGAAUUUUCUUCAAUCAUCAAGUCUAGGAUGACACCCCUACGAGCAAUUGCUAUAUUGACAUGUGCUCUAUUUAUGCCUAUUUACACAAUGCCAAAGAUGAUAGAUACUGUUUUAGUGAAUUGUUCAGGAAUUGGUUAUCCACAUUCUCCUUGUUUCCUGACACCAGAUGUAGAGGUAUUGGAUCUGUCUUAUAACAACAUCACAAUGAUUCAACAGCAAAAUUUCCAAAAUCUUAACAAGCUGAGGAAACUUUUUCUUCAGUUCAAUCACAUCACUGCGAUAGAACCUGGAUCAUUUGCAAAAAAUUCAGAACUAAGGUAUCUUGAUCUUUCAAAUAAUCUUUUGCAGGAUAUUUCAGUCUUGCCAUUUAACCAUCUCCAGUCACUGACACACCUUGAUAUCACUAACAAUAUGUUUGAUACAGCUGACUUUGGAGCAGAGAUCAACAAACUACAGAAACUGCAUUCUUUACGUUUUGGAAACACUCGUCUUUCUUCUUUAAACUCUGGUUCCUUAUCUGUACUUCAAGGAAUCCCACUUAAGGAUGUUUAUUUAAUUACUGGAGACCUACAGGCAUUUGAACCUGGAACAUUUAAUGCCUUGCAGAAUGUAGAAAAACUCUCUCUUGAUUUGCAGUUUGGCCAGGACGGAAAAUUACUCAUCAAUAUUUUUCAGGAUAUUCCAAUGAGUACCACUACAUUGGAAAUUCUAAAUUCUGACUUUGUUAAAAAAGCAAGUAAUGUAGAUUUCUUCUUCCCUCUGAAAAAGUUGAAUAUCUCGACACUAGUUGCACAUAAUAUUACCAUCGACGAUUCUUUGACCACUUAUUUACUCAACAGUGUUCUUGGUUCAAAUAUAAAAGAAUUAGUUUUAGACACAAUUAUAAUGGAUGGCAUUGGCAAUUGGGACGUAAUACCCAUACCAUCUGACCAGAUUAAUUUGCGCAAGCUUCAAAUACUUAAUGUAGAAAAUCCAAAUUUCUACCAUUUUUACUCACUUGAGUAUCUUAUUGAUAUAUUUGCACAACUGACAGAGUUAAUGAUACUAAAGGGAAACUUGUUUUAUGUUCCAUGUCAGAUAUCAGAAAUUAUGACGUACUUAAGACACUUGGACAUAUCUUUUAACUUGCUUCAAGAAUUCAGCUUUAUUCCUGGAAAAUGCUCUGCUCCUUUUCCCAAUCUUAAUACUCUCAUAGCAAACAACAAUAAGUUUUCAAAUCUACCAAAAUUUAGCACAUUAUUAUCUAAAAUGGAGAAGUUGUCUAGUAUAAAUGCUAGUCAUAAUGAUCUUGUACUACAGAAGGGAUUGACCUGCACGUGGCCUCAGACUCUAAAGUGUAUAAAUUUUUCACACAAUAACCUGGAAGGCAAUGUGUUUGGCUGCUUGCCAGCAUCAUUGCAAUCACUAGAUUUGAGUUACAAUUCCAUCACUGCAGUUCCAAACCUCAAAGGGCUCAGAAAUCUCCGUGAGAUUUUUUUGACAGAAAAUUUCAUAGCAUCUUUUCCUGAAAUUCCAGUGGGUUACUCGCUGAAAGUCUUGCACAUUGACCAAAAUAAAAUUACAGACAUAAACAUACGCUUUCUACAGUCCUUAGAUCUAGCUGAACUCAAAUUCAGCAAUAAUCCUCUGGAAUGCUUCUGUGCAAUUCAGUCAGUCUCUAAUUAUGUUCAACAAAGACGUGUAGUGAUUCUUGAUUGGCCAGACCGGUAUCGAUGUGAAAGUCCAAGAAAAUUUAAGGGUCAAAUUAUCCAAGCCCUGAAAUUUUCCCCAAUUGAAUGCAAAAUUCCUUUAUUUGUUGGGGUUCUUUUAGCGUGUGUUGCACUUUUGGUAGGUGUCUGUAUUGUGCUGUGUAUAAAGUUUAACAUCACUUGGUAUUGCCGCACACUCUGGCUCUGGCUUAAAGCUAAAAAAAGUCUAGAUGCCAAUCUGGUUGAAAAAAAUUUUGAGUACAAUGCUUUUGUUUCGUAUAGUGAAUAUGAUUCGGCAUGGGUGAAGAACAAAUUGCUCAUACAGUUAGAAAAUAAUGAGCCACCUUACCGCAUCUGUAUCCACGAAAGAGACUUCAAACCUGGAAAACCAAUAAUUAAUAAUAUAAUUGAUUGUAUAUCAAAAAGUUAUAAAACCAUAUUUAUCCUAUCCAAACACUUCGUGCAAAGUGAAUGGUGCCAUUAUGAAUUCUUCUUUGCACACCAACAGAUAUUUGAUGACAAAAAGGACAGUCUUAUCUUGCUCCUGUUAGAACCUAUUCCAAAGAAUUCCAUCCCAGAUCGAUUUUGUAAACUUAGGAAAUUGAUGAACAGAAACACUUAUUUGGAAUGGCCUCAGAAUGAGUUUCAGCAGGGCUUCUUUUGGAAAAGGUUGAAAGCUGUCCUGAAUUUGGAUUUCCAUUCAUGCAGUUCAAGAGUAACUCUGCAAGGGGUUAUCCAAGAACCUGAUGAGAUCCCUGAUCGUGUUUAGAUGAACACAUACAAAAGUGGGUAUUGAGGCCAUAAAAUUUGAGUUUUAAUAAAAGCAAGUUAAUAACUUGCCUUUACUGCUGUAGGAAUUUUGUCCUAAAUUUGUUUCCAUUUAGAUUUUCACCCCUCAAUGGUGUUACAAUAAAUGAUAUAAUAUAUAAAUAUCUGAAGAGGGAAAUUUUACAUAUUUUGCUGUGGUAUCCUCAUCAAAAACACAGGUGAUGUACACCACCACUUUUCAUCGGAUUCUCCUGGGUAAACAAAAUAUAUUUUUACAGAACAUAGUGGGUUUAAACUUUGAGUUGCCAAUGUAAAAAUCUGUCACUUUUGAACCAAAUUUCAGGCCUAUGUUACACAUUCUCUCAAUGCAGGACUGUGCUCAUACUGACCAGUAAUAAUUGGCAACAUUCUGUCAUCCAGUAACAUAACUCCAUUCGGCUAUCUCCUCAAUUAAAUAAAAUAAUACACCAACCGUCCCUGUUCCAGUGAACAAACUAGGUUAAUUAUUUCUCUAAGUGGGUGUAUUAACACUAGUCCUUUUUCAACAUUACCACUACAGAUAUUACCACUUCAAAUGUUAUCAUUUGGUGGUUGUUAAACACUGUGUUGUGUAAGCCUUGGCAUGCUUGUCCCUCGCAUGUUUGCGCAAAGCAUUGUCUCAACCAUGGGUGUGUUAGCACUCUAUACCAUUUAAACUGUAGGGAAUUAUACAUGCAGUGCUACUUUUUGUUGAUAAUCAUUCCUGCAGAACAUGAAUGUUCCCUGCCUGCCUUAUUGUCAUUUACUGAAUAAAAUUACACAUUCUAUAUAAAGAAAAGAUAAAAGUAUUUGAUACAAGAUGUUUGGAACAUUGGAACCAGUGUAGGCAUUGUUAAGCCUGCUCUGCCUUCCAGACAAUCAUGGCUGAUGAGACACUUCAAUGCUUUUUCCCCCCACACCAUCCCCAAAUUGCUUUGUUUCAUCAGUAUUUAGAAAUAUGUUAAUCUGUGCUUUAAACAUAUUAAAUGAUGAGUUUCCAUAGCUUUCCAGAGUAGACUAUUCCAGAGAUUCGAAAACCCCUCUGUAAAAUGAUUUCUCCUCAACUUAGUCCUAAGUGGCUUCCGCCUUAUGCUGAAAUUAUAGCUUCUUGGUUCUACAUCUGCCCUAUUUAUCCCUUUUGUUGGUUACAGUGAAAUUCUAUCUCUUGAGAAUACGGGCCCAGUUGCCACAAGAUUAGAAAAUAACUUACGGAAUAGGCACCAGAGUUGGUCUUGCCAUGCAGCGAUGCCUAAAUCUCAUGAAUGAAUUAAGGUCACUGGACUCAACGUUAACUGUUUUCUCUUCACAGAUCUUGCUAGGCCUGCUGAACUUCUCCAGAAAUUUGUUUAUCACACAUCCCCCAUAUUGCAGUUCUUUGUUUUAAAAAAUAAGCUGUUAGUAAAUAAGAUUAGUGCCAUUAAAUUUUCAGAUUAAUUUUCCAGAUCAGUAGAAAACCAAAUUGACCUUUAUCAACUGUGUAAAUGAUCUAUUCAGUUCUGCCCUAACCCUUUCUAUAUUAUGUCAUUAGUACAUUCCUCUCUCCUCCAGCAUGACUCCAUAACUCAACUGCACAAGCUCACACAAAUGGAAAAUACAAAAAAAAAUGACAUCACUUCUCCUCGCAAGAAGCACUUGAACAGAUAUCACAAAGGCUGAUAUCGUGCAGAUACCUGGUGGUCAGUACGGAGAUAAAGAGAAAACAGUUAACGUUGAGUCCAGUGACCUUAAUUCAUUCAUGAGAUAACUAUACCGUGCACUUGGCUUAGCAACAGCCCUGGAGCUCUAUUCAUUCUUAAAAGAAUCCAAAAUGUGUCUAACGUUCACAUGGGGUCUAAUCUAAGUUUCAGGCUCUGGAUCAGUACAGGAAAGGAUGGAAUCAGUGACUGAUAGUUUUAAUAACACACAACAAAUAUGCAUAGACUCAGAUUAUUCAAAACAAACCUCUUUACCACACAAAUCUGUAACUGUCUCACCUUGCUACACACAAACAAAAACAGAAAUUGCUGGAACAACUCAGCAGGUCUGGCAGUAUCUGUGGAGAAGAAACCACAGUUAACAUUUUGGUUCGAGUUAGGGCCAGAUCCAUCAUACUGCCAAAAGAACGCAGGAGUUGGUUAUGGAAAAUAUUUUUAUGCAGACAUAUUAGAUACAGUUACCCUAGUAUACAGCGGUGGAAACUGAAAAAAAAUAAAACUUUACAAAGGUGAAUGGAGAAAUACUUGGAAGGAAUAAACUAAAAAGAGGAUUGGGAUGGGACUAAUAUUUUGCAGAAAUAUUGGUAAAGAACUUUCCAGGGUAGACACAACAGACCAAAUGGUAAUUCUGUAAAAUGCAGUUCCUUUGAUACAUGGCUGUAUAGCUGGGAGUUAUCUGAUUGAAUACAAAGGUGUAUUAUGCUCACAAAUGUGCAAUCAACAGAGACAUGAAGCUAGUUGCCAAAGUUCAAAGGAAAAUGUGCAAAAAUUAGACAACCACAUUUCUGGAGUGUUUUAUGUUGAGCUGUAAUGCAGAGGACUCAUUUAUAUCAUUGUAAUUACUGUAAAUAAAUGCCUACACAGUC
Molecule: messenger RNA, 5577 nt
Organism: Rhincodon typus (whale shark)
Lineage: Eukaryota; Metazoa; Chordata; Chondrichthyes; Orectolobiformes; Rhincodontidae
Product: toll-like receptor 2
Exons: 3
Coding region: 571-3000 (809 amino acids)
Biological process (GO): toll-like receptor signaling pathway; immune response; inflammatory response
Cellular component (GO): membrane
Molecular function (GO): triacyl lipopeptide binding; protein binding; transmembrane signaling receptor activity
Source: RefSeq, a predicted model, not a curated record